Molecule: messenger RNA, 2509 nt
Organism: Epinephelus lanceolatus (giant grouper)
Lineage: Eukaryota; Metazoa; Chordata; Actinopteri; Perciformes; Serranidae
Source: RefSeq, a predicted model, not a curated record
UGCGGGGAGAAAGGCUGUGGCUGCUGCUGGAUAAUCGCGUUUAUGACGGAUAUAUACAUCAUCUCGAAAUACAUGAUAAACGGGAUUCAUUGUUUAUGGUUCAGCGAUGGGAAACGAGGAAUAUGCCUGGAUUCAUAUCGUUGCGCUGCUGUGUCUUUGUGACGGGUCUGCUUCGCAGUUAUCUUACUCCAUUUCCGAGGAGGUGAACAAAGGCACCGUAGUGGGGAAUAUUGCAAAGGAUUUGAACUUGAAUGUACAAGACCUAGAAUCCAGGGAUCUACGUAUUGUUUCGACUUACAGUAAGGAAUAUUUUGACGUGAAUUUGCGCACCGGGAACAUCUUUGUUGAUGAGAGGACAGACAGAGAGGAGCUUUGUCCGAGCACGGUACAAUGCUCUCUAAGAAUACAGGCCGUUUUAAGCAAUCCAAUGAAUGUACACCGCAUAGAGGUCAGUGUUUUAGAUAUAAAUGAUAACUCGCCAGCAUUCAUUGAACACUCGUUUUCUUUAAACAUAUCCGAAACAGUGUCACCGGGAGAACGAUAUCUUCUUCCCAUAGCAGUAGACGCAGACAUAGGCAGUAAUUCAGUAAAGAGCUACAAGCUGAGCACAAAUGAAUAUUUUGCUCUCGAUGUGCAGAGCGGUGGAGAACACGGUGUGUCUGCUGAGCUAGUGCUACAGAAAGCUUUAGACAGAGAGAAACAGCCGGUUCUUAAACUAAUUCUGACCGCUGUGGAUGGAGGAAAACCUCCGAGAUCGGGUACAUUACAGAUAAAUGUAAACGUUUUAGAUGUCAAUGAUAAUUCGCCGAUUUUUAGCAAAUCACUUUAUAAGGCGCGUGUGCAUGAAAAUGCUGCACAUGGAACAGUGGUGAUAAGGUUGAAUGCAACAGAUCUGGACGAGGGCAUGAACAGUAAGAUCCUGUAUUCAUUAAUCAAACGAGGAAAUAUUGAUCCGUCAAAUAUGUUCGAUCUAAAUUCAGAAACAGGGGAAAUCACUGUGAAGGGAACAUUAGAUUAUGAAGAGACGCCUGCUUAUGAGGUCAGAGUUCAAGCAAGGGAUCAAGGCACAUUUCCUCGUAGUGCACAUUCUAAACUACUAAUAGAAAUAAUUGAUGUGAAUGACAAUGCCCCAGAAAUAUCUGUGACGUCACUCAUGACCCCAGUAAAAGAAGACGCAGAACUGGGGACAAUAGUUGCUUUGGUUACAGUCAGUGAUAAAGAUGGAGGGAACAAUGGUGUAACUAACUGUAAGGUAGUAGGGUCUGUUCCCUUUAAACUCAAGUCCAACUACAAAAAUGACUAUUCAUUAGUCGUAGAUGGACCACUGGACAGAGAAAACACUUCUCUUUACAAUGUCACUAUUACAGCCACAGAUGAGGGAAGUCCACCUCUGUCCAGUAUCAGGGUCAUUACUGUUCAUGUUUCUGAUGUCAAUGAUAAUGCACCUCGCUUCAUGGAGCCUGUGAUCAAUGUUUAUGUUAAAGAGAACAGUCCUGUUGGCUCUGUUAUCCAUACAAUAAAUGCCUUUGAUCCUGAUUUGGACAGUAAUGCAAAACUGACUUACAAAUUAUUAGAUGCUAAUCCAAAAAAUAUUCCUGUGUCAUCAGUUGUGAACAUCAACUCAGAGACUGGAGAUAUAGUCAGCCUGCAGGCCUUUAAUUAUGAGGAGUUAAAAACGUUUCAGUUUAAAGUUCAGGCCACAGACUCUGGUGUUCCUCAGCUCAGCAGCAACGUGACUGUCAAUGUUUUAAUCCUGGAUGAAAAUGACAAUAAUCCAACAAUUCUCGCGCCAUAUUCUGAGCACGGCUCCGUUAACAGUGAGAGCAUCCCCUAUUCUGCUGAAGCGGGAUACUUUGUGGCAAAGAUCAGGGCUGUAGACGCAGACUCUGGAUACAAUGCGCUGCUCUCUUAUCACCUCUCUGAGCCCAAAGGAAACAACCUCUUCCGCAUCGGAACCAGCACCGGAGAAAUCAGGACUAAGAGGAGAAUGAGUGACAAUGACCUGAAAACUCACCCCUUGGUGGUGUUGGUGUCUGAUAACGGAGAACCCUCCCUGUCAGCUACUGUGUCUAUUGAGGUGGUGGUGGUUGAGAGCACAGCUGACAUCCAGACUCAGUUCAGACAUGUGCCCAUAAAGGAGGACAGCUUCUCUGCGCUGAACCUCUAUCUGCUGAUCGCCAUUGUGUCGGUGUCAGUCAUCUUUCUGCUCAGCCUCAUCAGUUUAAUAGCUGUCAAAUGCCACAGGACAGACGGCACUUUCAGCAGGUACAGCGCCCCAAUGAUCACCACCCACCCUGACGGGAGCUGGUCUUAUUCCAAAGCUACUCAGCAGUAUGACGUGUGUUUCAGCUCAGACACACUCAAGAGUGACGUAGUGGUUUUCCCCGCACCGUAUCCGCCUGUAGAUGCUGAGCUGAUCAGUAUUAAUGGAGGAGACACUUUUACCAGAACUCAGACUUUACCCAACAAAGAAAAGGUAGGCUAUACUUUUCAGUCGAUGCUUCAGUAA